AUGGCCCUCCCCUCUGUGGCUCGUCGUACUUUCGUCUCCAAUAUUCCGCGUCUCAAUGUCCUGACGGGAAAGAAGGCCACAGAGCCGGCAUCCGUGGGUGCCGAGGGACCCCAUAGACGUGACAAGGUCCCCUCGCCACCCAAAAGGGAAGAAGUUGCAACGGGUGUGCCGUCUACAAUCAAAGGCGACUGGGUCUUGUUCCAUCCUGUCUACACUUCCGAGGAGCUGCGGUCUGUUGACAUAUUGCACCGAGAAUCGAAAACAUUUUCAGACCGGAUUGCCUACAAUUUUGUGGGGGUUCGAUGUGGCUUCUGGCUACAAGCACAAACCCUUCCACCCAAUCAUGAGAGCAUGUCUCUUGAAGAGCUGAGGAAAGGUGGCUAUAUCAUGGACGAACGCCAGUGGCUGAGGAGUAUUGCUGGUGUCCCAGGAAUGGUGGCGGCUGCGUUACGCCACCUGAGAAGUCUGCGUCUACUGCGUCGUGACUCCGGAUGGAUCCAUACGCUCUUGGAAGAGGCCGAGAAUGAGCGAAUGCACCUCAUGACCUUCCUCUCGCUGCGGAAACCUGGGCUCAUCUUCCGUGCCAUGCUCAUCGGCGCCCAAGGCGUCUUCUACAAUACAUUCUUCCUCUGCUACAUGCUUUCUCCGCGCACAUGCCACCGCUUCGUCGGGCAUCUGGAAGAGGAGGCCGUGAUCACUUACACACGAUGCAUACAAGAAAUUGAGGCGGGCCGCCUGCCGGAAUGGGCGAAUCAUUCCGCGCCAGAGAUCGCAAAAGACUACUGGCGCCUCGAGCCCUCCGCUAAGCUGCUCGAUGUCAUCUACGCGGUGCGGAGUGACGAGAGCACGCAUCGGUUUGUCAACCACAGUCUGGCCAACCUGAAGCCUAAUGACAUCAACCCAUUCGCGCUCCGUGAGCCCGACAUGACUGUCAAGGGCAAGAAGAUUGCUUUCGACCGCGACGAGGCCAAGCAAUACGCAGAGAGUCGCAUCGUAUUCUUGACGAACGCGAGAAUCCUUGAAGACCCUCUGGUUGCAUCCAUUCAUAGCUCAUGA
Messenger RNA from Fomitopsis serialis, 1056 nucleotides. RefSeq names its product alternative oxidase-domain-containing protein. The transcript is spliced from 11 exons. Gene Ontology annotation, biological process: alternative respiration. Gene Ontology annotation, cellular component: mitochondrion. The coding region runs from base 1 to 1056 and encodes 351 amino acids. Lineage: Eukaryota; Fungi; Basidiomycota; Agaricomycetes; Polyporales; Fomitopsidaceae. Gene Ontology annotation, molecular function: alternative oxidase activity. The record is from RefSeq and is a predicted model, not a curated record.